AUGCGAUUUACUAUCUUGUUUGCCGUUUUUGUCAUUGUUCUCGGCGUCGCAGAAGCCGGAAUUUUCGGUAAGUUUCUAUAGCUUUUAAUGUUUAGUUCUGCAUCCUACCCUACCCUACGCCACCCUACCCUACGCCACCCUACCCUACUCUACCCUACUCUACUCUACUCUACUCUACUCUACUCUACUCUACUCUACUCUACUCUACUCUACUCUACUCUACUCUACUCUACUCUACUCUACUCUACUCUACUCUACUCUACUCUACUCUACUCUACUCUACUCUACUCUACUCUACUCUACUCUACUCUACUCUACUCUACUCUACUCUACUCUACUCUACUCUACUCUACUCUACUCUACUCUACUCUACUCUACUCUACUCUACUCUACUCUACUCUACUCUACUCUACUCUACUCUACUCUACUCUACUCUACUCUACUCUACUCUACUCUACUCUACUCUACUCUACUCUACUCUACUCUACUCUACUCUACUCUACCCUACCCUACCCUACCCUACCCUACCCUACCCUACCCUACCCUACCCUACCCUACCCUACCCUACCCUACCCUACCCUACCUUACCCUACCCUAUCCUACCCUGCCCUACUUUUCUCUAACCUACCUGAUUAACUUACUUUCCUCUACUCUACCCUAGUUUACACUACGCCCACUUUUCUACCCUACCUUACUCUGCCUUACCUUACUUUCCCUUACUUUACUUUACCUUACCUUACCUUACCUUACCUUACCUUACCUUACCUUACCUUACCUUACCUUACCUUACCUUACCUUACCUUACCUUACCUUACCUUACCUUACCUUACCUUACCUUACCUUACCUUACCUUACCUUACCUUACCUUACCUUACCUUACCUUACCUUACCUUACCUUACCUUACCUUACCUUACCUUACCUUACCUUACCUUACCUUACCUUACCUUACCUUACCUUACCUUACCUUACCUUACCUUACCUUACCUUACUCACUCUUCUUUACUAAAUUACAUAUAUAUUUUAAAAACCCAAUUUCAGACUGGAUCUUUGGCGGAAGCGGCGAGCCCGCAGCUCCAGCUGUUCCAGAAACCGCUUCCUUAUCUAGCCUCAGAAGGAAACGUAGCUUCGGUUUUGGCAUUGGCUUUCCCUUCGGUGGAUCAAGACGUGGACCUCAUGGUGGCUACCACCAUGGUUCAUCAUCGUCUGAAGAAGGCAGCGGAUCCGGCGACAAUUCGGCCGAAGGCAGCGGAUCCGGCGACUACGAGCACCAUCACAGACAUCAUCACGGUGGCUCGUUCCACAGGCACAGCGGCCGUCAAUGA
This is a messenger RNA of Bursaphelenchus okinawaensis, 1323 nucleotides long. NCBI's taxonomy places the organism in Eukaryota, Metazoa, Nematoda, Chromadorea, Rhabditida, Aphelenchoididae. The record is from the annotation of a GenBank genome assembly.